CGAAUUUUCCACGAUAGAAAAACGAGAGUCGACCAGCACCCAAGCCACCAGGGUUCAGAUAAAGCAGAUUAUCAUCACGACUCAACAAGACGACGAUGAAAUAAUUAGUUUGAUGACGACAAAGAAGAGUUACAAGAUGGAGAAAUCAGAGGAGGACAGUGUUGAUGGUGAUAAUGGCGACAUACUGAAAGAUCAAGGAUUGUCAGAACUCGUGGUCAAGUUCCGUAAAAUGAUCGAGAAUGAGGUUUUCAUUUCCGACGGACAAAACAAAUUUUAUUAUAAUGACGAUUUAUGCUACAAAUCAAAUGGUGACAAUUCGACAUGUAUUACACUUAACUCUUUACCGAUCGACAGUGUCGACGUCGGGACCUCUUUGGUGUUGAGAUAUGCACUUGAUGCGAAUGAUCCUUACAUGGCCAAUCUCGCCGAUGCCUGGGAAGAAAAAGUUGUCGGAUUGAAUGUCGAUAAUUUUGCUUCCUUCAACGGAAAACGACCGAUCCCUCAAGCCGAGAAAGGUUCUUUUGCUUGGCUGGCUUUCGUUGCCGGUAGUCUCGUAAACAAGAUCCAAGAACUAAUCCAGAAAGCGGACACCAUAGACAUAUUUGUGAUCUUUGCCGGAUAUGUGAGUGGUAUACCUUUUAUCCUUUCGUCUCCCGAGAUCUCAUCUGUCGAUCCGCUAACUCUUUCGUUCAUCUCGCAUGCAGCCAUGUGCGUCUUAUCCAACGGUUUCUUUGCUUUCAUGUUCGCCUUGUUGACAGUCAACCUGUUUGGUGUCACCGUAAAUCCGAUAUUAUUAAGUCAGGCGAUACCAUUCCUGGUGAUCACGGUGGGAUUUGAAAAACCCUGCGUCCUCACAAAAGCAGUGCUUACCGCAACACCUUCUGAUCCGAACGCCAUGAGUUCUGCCUCGGGCUUAUAUCAGAUUGAGGAAAAGAUAUCCGCCACCAUACCGUACAACGUGCGAGACAGCGUCAUCGCCGGGGUCACCAAAGAGGGUCCGAUGAUCGUCAGGGAUUAUUUGAUCGAGAUCGCCGUGUUAUUUAUGGGCGCAUUGUCAGGCGCCGCGGGAUUGCAGGAAUUUUGUUUCUUGGCCGGAUUCAUCUUGUUAUAUGAUUGCGCGUUUCUGUUUACCUUCUAUACCGCCAUGUUAACCCUCAAGCUCGAGUUGAAGAGAAUAAGGGAGACCCAAUCGACGAAAAAGCUCACGGAAAAAGAUGAACUAAAGAGUAGUUCUGCACAUGAUAUUAUUAAGGCUCUCCGAGAUAAUACGGUUGAGACCGAAGAGUCCAAGAAAUUUGAUAAUCCCAUGAUCUCCAGGGUUAAAUUGUUGAUUAUUGCGGGGUUCGUAAUAAUGCAUGUCCUAAAUUUCUGCACGACGCUUCACACGAAUGACGAUUCGAUUCAAGUGCCCUCGAUCGCACUCCUCUCUUCCCAACUGCCAACGGUCGACAUUCACGAUCCGUCCAUAAUGGUAACGCUUAACUCCCUACAAUCUAUGCAUCGAUCAAGUCCAAAAGCCUUCUUGCCGUUGAUCGUUGAUAUUGCACCACCGAUGAUCUUUAAAAUUGUUCAAAGCGGUUGCGGGAACACCACGCCAUAUCUGAUUCAAGAGUGCUAUAAAAGUUUCGAUUCUAUGUUUAACAUGUGGUCAUCAUACGUGCAGGAUUCGGUACUUUCAAAGUGGAUCUCGAUCGGUUUGGUGUUUUCAAUUGUCCUGAACGUCUACCUCCUGAACGCUUAUAAACAACCACAACACCGAACCGCUCUUGGAAGAGAAGAUUCCUCGACGACCGAUAACACCGAAAAUCACAAUACGUCAUCGGCUAUUGCUUCCCCUCCUGAACCAGAGAUUGUUCCAAUUGCCAAGGCCAUUGAAUUAAGCGUGAAGCUAACACCACCUUCCAAGAGUCCGACGACCACGGUUGUCGAGCAACAACCUGUAGAAGUUUCCAAACAUGUCAUCGAAACUCGUGACCCCAUGAAGAUCACCGAUUCAACAAGGACCGUGGACGAAUGUGUGGAUGUCCUGAAUUCUCCGCAGUCAGGUGGACCAUCAGCUUUGACCGAUGAAGAGGUGUUACUAUUGGUCAACAACGGGAAAAUUGCCCCCUAUGCGUUAGAGAAAGUUUUGGGAGAUCACGAGCGGGCGGUUAAAGUCAGGAGAGCUCUCAUCUCACGUUCCUCCACCACCAAGACGUUGGAGAGCUCCGCAUUGCCGGUAGAAAAUUAUGAUUAUACAAAGGUCGCGGGAUCGUGCUGUGAAAAUGUAAUUGGUUACAUGCCGAUACCUGUUGGAAUUGCUGGACCAAUGAAAAUCGACGGGGAGAUGGUACACAUACCAAUGGCAACUACCGAAGGGUGUCUCGUUGCGUCGACAUCACGCGGAUGCAAAGCCAUCAACGCCGGUGAAGGUGUUAUCACGGUGGUCACCCAAGAUGCGAUGACGCGCGGACCGUGCGUGGAAUUUCCAAAUAUUUCGAGGGCCGCAAAGGCGAAAGCAUGGUUGGAAGGCGAGGGACACGAAAUAAUUAAACAAUCAUUCGAUUCAACUUCAAGAUUCGCAAGGCUGAAAAAGUUGAAGGUGGCAUUGGCGGGCAGAUUAAUGUUCAUAAGAUUUGCAACCUCGACCGGAGAUGCGAUGGGCAUGAACAUGAUCUCAAAGGGGUGUGAGAAAGCAUUGUUGUUGAUGAACGAACAUUUCCCUGAUAUGCGGAUUAUAUCUGUUAGCGGAAAUUAUUGUACCGACAAGAAACCUGCGGCGAUAAAUUGGGUCGAAGGACGCGGCAAGUCCGUUGUGGCCGAAUCGAUAAUUUCCGGUGAUGUGGUGCGAAAGGUGUUGAAGACAAGCGUGCAGGCAUUGGUGGAGUUGAACAUAUCAAAAAAUCUAAUUGGAUCAGCGAUGGCGGGGUCGAUAGGUGGGUUCAAUGCACAUGCGGCGAACAUACUGACUGCUAUUUUCCUGGCCACCGGGCAAGAUCCGGCGCAAAAUGUAGAAAGCUCAAAUUGCAUAACAUUAAUGGAGGCCGUGAACGACGGGCAGGACUUGCAUAUGACAUGCACGAUGCCAUCAAUAGAGGUCGGAACCGUAGGGGGUGGUACGGUGCUGGAACCACAGGGUGCGAUGUUGGAGAUGCUGGGAGUCAAAGGACCACAUCCAACUGCACCAGGAGCCAACGCGCAAAAAUUGGCAAGAAUAAUUUGUGCGGCUGUGAUGGCUGGAGAGUUGAGUUUGUGCUCAGCUUUGGCUGCCGGACAUCUGGUCAAGUCUCACAUGGAACACAACCGGGCUAAACCACAUGUCGAACAUUCAGUACACCAACACAACUCGUUCCAUCAUGUACAAAAGCCACGCAGAAAAUCAUCAGUCUCAUUGGGCGAUACAAGGUCACCAAUAUCAAACUCACAUUCAAUACCGACGGCAAGACCGAGUGUGUCUGACUGUAAUUCAGCUUCGCAAGAUUCUGAAAAGGUCAUACUUGGCAGCUGCAUAAAAUCAUAA
Acaulospora colombiana is the source of this 3499-nucleotide messenger RNA. Lineage: Eukaryota; Fungi; Glomeromycota; Glomeromycetes; Diversisporales; Acaulosporaceae. The record is from the annotation of a GenBank genome assembly.